Molecule: messenger RNA, 765 nt
Organism: Cucurbita maxima (winter squash)
Lineage: Eukaryota; Viridiplantae; Streptophyta; Magnoliopsida; Cucurbitales; Cucurbitaceae
Exons: 2
Coding region: 1-765 (254 amino acids)
Molecular function (GO): ubiquitin protein ligase activity; zinc ion binding
Source: RefSeq, a predicted model, not a curated record
AUGGAGUCCGUUGCCUCUACUUCGUCGUCCCCACCGGACGGUCCCCGUCUUCACCUUCAUCGGUUCAAGCCCUCCCAAGCUGUGGCUGACCGGAUUAUUCGAGCUCUCCACCAUCACCUCCACCUCCUUUACCGCUCCAAUUCUAACUUCUUUGUGUUGGGAGCCACAGGCAAUGUUUACAUCGUGACUCUAUCCUCCACCCCCUCGUGUACUUGUCCCGAUCGUAUUACCCCAUGCAAACACAUACUAUUUAUCUACAUUCGAGCCUUGGGCUUGUCGCUUGACGACGUAUGUCUUCGGAGGAGAACACUUCGACCUUGCCAGUUGAAUCGUUUGCUUGCUGCACCUAUAAUGUUAGAAUCACUUGCAGAGAUUGGCAUACGUAGAAUAUUUCAUCAACAAUUCUUUCAGGUAAAAGAAAGAGGUUCUUCUGCAAAUGUUGUGGAAGAAGGGACUGCAUGUCCUGUUUGUUUGGAUGAUAUGAAGAAGAACGACCGUGUUGUAGCUUGUUCGACGUGUCGAAAUCUUGUUCAUGAAGAUUGUUUCUCAAGGUGCACAUCAUUGAUGGUCAUGGCGACGAAGGAAGAAGCCGGGUUCUUGGAAAUGGUAAGGUUGUCGAUUGUUUUAUCCUUCUCGAUCGUGUUGUGGCCUUCCCUUAACCAGGAUUUGGGAACUGAAACCAAAAGCGAGGAAGAAGAUGAAGACAAGAUAAUGAAGAAAAGCAUCCAUGAUUUUGAAGGAGUUUUUUCGAUCAUUAAUGUCUAA